AUGGAAUGGGUCGAUCCAAUUCGUGAGUACUGCCAUCUGCCGGAAACUGAGGACGAAGCUUCUGAAGAACUGCCAGACUUUUACGAAGACCACCUCAACAGCACUGUUCAGCAAAUCGAUGAAGGCAACGAGGAGAACCUCGAGAUUUCUAUUCAAGAUCUUGUUCAUGGAGAUGAACUUGAAAAUAUGAGUCAAACAAGCGAGGAAAUUUCGCUCGAUUCGAUGGAAACUGCAUUUUCUUCGGACGAUCCGAUGCUUGCAGAGCUGGAGGAGCCUAGCUGCCAGAAGAUUCUUGAAUCCGACAUGAUUAGGAUUUCAAUUUCAGACGGCUAG
This is a messenger RNA of Oikopleura dioica, 333 nucleotides long. Lineage: Eukaryota; Metazoa; Chordata; Appendicularia; Copelata; Oikopleuridae. The record is from the annotation of a GenBank genome assembly.